AUGUCUACAGUUGUUGAUGGUACAAUUUCAGAUCAUGGCUGGAAUCAAAUAACUGGAUCGCAGCUGACUGAGAAACAAGCUGAUAAUACUGAACAGUUGUUUAGAAAAGUUAUAAUCGACGACCAACAUUAUAAUUCGCAGCCUGUAAGAGAUGACAACCAGCGAGUGCAGACUACCAACAGUCAGUUCAGUAAUACCUGCCGAUUAUGCGGAGCGAUCUUUUCACAAAAGAGUGGCUUGGUGGACCAUAUUCAGUUUGUACAUCAAAGAUAUAAGCCUCAUGUAUGUACACUCUGUGAUCAGAAGUUUCGACGACCAUCAGAACUCAAAACACAUGUCGAACGGCGCCAUGACACAGCAUCUCAUGAAAGAACAACCUGUGUGAAUGAAACAGCUAGAGACAUGCCUGUGAGUGUCACGUCUCAUGAUCACUUGCCCAAGAUUCAGAUAUAUAAUGUUGCACCUUUGGUCAAAUCCUACAUCAAUGAAAAUGGUGAACAGAAAUUAUCAGAUGAAAUGAAAUUUGUCCAAGAUGCUAUCAAUCAGGUUAACACUGCCAGAAUUAUGACUGUGAGAAACAAAAAGGCAAUCAAAAGACCUAAGAGAGUGCACAAAUGCAGCCUUUGUGGGAACAAGUACUUGUAUUAUUCUACUCUUUGGAAACACAGGCUGAUGCAUGGAGGGAAAAAGAAACAUUUCUGUCUACUGUGUGGAUCAGGCUUUUUUAGGUCAAAGAAUUUGGACAUUCACUUCAAGUCAAUACAUCUUCAGGCCUUUAAGUUCAAGUGUCCUCACUGUGAAAAAGGUUUCAAUCGACCUAUUGAUGCUCAAAAGCACAUCAUUAUUAGGCAUACAGAUUUGAAGAACUUCAUUUGUCGAAUUUGUAAUAGAAACACAGAGACGGCUUCUGCACUGCAGAAUCACAUCAAAAAGUACCACUCCCCAACCAGGACAGACCCUCCAAAGAUGGUGUCAGAAGGAAAUUGCUUUGGCAGUCUUCAGCAUUGACUCUGGACCCCACUAACACUCAUGGCAUUAACUCAAACAUGGGCAAGGAAACCUACCAAACACCACUUAACUGUUCGCCUUGAAUUGAUAAAUCAGUGUUCCUCAUGUUGAACACACUUGGAGGAAGGAGAAGGUGGAAAGAACACAGAAUGUACAGUGAGAGACUUCGAUGUUCAUGAUAUACAAUGGCUCAGCAGUACCACAAGUAGCUAAGCUGUCCAAGUCCUAAAGGGUAAAUCUGCCAGACUGGAUCUUGUGGUAGGUGGUAAAGGGGGCUAACAAGAAGAAAACACCUGCUCGCCCUGUUACACAUUCAUCUGUCCGGGACAGUAUAUUGGUGGGAAUAACUACCACAUAGUCCUUGUGGAGACUACGUCCCAUCUUCAGGCCAAAAAUACCCUUUGUUAUGUUGUGCAACAUUACCAAUACGCUACAUGGGAUGAAUUCAGAAGAUAAGAGUAGCUAAAACUGGAUGCGUAAUAAGGCACUGUGGGCCAUCAGCAUCAGAAUUACAUUCAGCUGCAAUCUGUAACCUCAUGGCCCAUCAAGCAAGGUGAUCAACCCUGGUUCAAUGAAGAAUGCAGGCAUACUUAAAAAUAUGAGGUGCCUUUCCUGAUGAAGUUACAGCACAGGACUACUUGCUGCCAAUUAGCAGAGGCAACAUGCAACAGAGUUGAGCGAUCCUGCAAACAAUGGAGUAGUUCAAAGCUCUGCAGUCCUUCAAGUCCAGUUGUGAAUGGCAGGGAACAACUAACAGGAGGCAGGAUUUCCACAUAUACCACCACCCUACACAGUGGUGAGAAAAACUGAAGUAUUUGCAAUUACCUUUAGCCAGAAUGCUGAAUGGAGAAUGCAUCUCCCCCCACCCCUGAAGUCAUCAGCAUUACAGUUGGCAGUCUUAGGCAAUUCAGUUCAGUGUACAUGAUGAGAGGGGAAUUGACUAAAUUAUCUUAUAGGUCAAAGCAUGAGGAAUUAAACUGGAUUCAAAUAUUGAUUAUGAGCCUGGCUGUGAAUACCAAUGCUCCGUUCAAAUUUAGUCUUAAGAUCAAUUUAUCUUCUCAUCACUAAUCUUGAUGCCUUUUCACCUUCUGUGUUAGUUAUUUUAAACAUUUAUUAUAAAAAAUAUUAAAGGUAUUUCAGGCUAAAACUAAAAUUUGAGCCAAAAUUGCACUGAAAUGCAUUAGCCUUUAUUUGGGCAAGUCCUCAGUGAUGAAAAUUACAUGCAGCUGUUCCAGCCAGUCUUCAUCCCAAACAAAUAUGUUUGCCUCUACGAGCAUGAUCCCUCUAAAGCCCUAUUAAUUGGCAGCGAGGUUUAUUUGUUCAUUACAGCUGAUCAGUAAUACCUAACAAUUUUUCUCCGAAUUCCAAACUUAAGUUUCUAUGUUAAGUAGUUGGCUGCUUUUUCCCUUGGUUAUGCUACUCUUGUAGCUCAACAGUGUCUAAUCCAGUGGUUGUUGCUUUCAUUGAGGGAUCUCUUGUUUGCAAACCAUGUGGAUCAGAUCUGCUGCCUAGUCCCACCCAGAGACUUGACAAGUGAAAGUGAUCUCAAGAUUCAAUCAAUCGUGCACUAUUUCAACCUUUUUGUGGGUUUGAAGUUCUUUAAUAAUGCUCAGUCCCAAUUUGUUGAGAGAUCAGGGGCAGCUCGUACCCGUCUUUCCUAUUUAACCAGUUUUUCUUUUCUGGUUCCCAAUACUGACUAAUCCCUCACUGGAUAACCAUUCCUAUUUACACAGGUCUCUUGUUUCUCAAUUUUGGACCAUCAAUCUUUUGAGCGUUUGAGAUGAGCCCAACUUUGUCCUUGACUUUGAAAAUGAAAAAAAUCUGGAUCCAUUUCUAAAAUUGGGUCCAGUAUUCCAAGAAAAUGACAUUAUUUUCUCUACUCAGUCAUUAAUCACAAGCUAUUCCAACACUUAGGCUGGAGCACCCCCUUCCCCCCCCCAAAAGAAUUCAAUAAAAGUGAGAUAAAGUGCAAUUUGAUAUUUCUACCAUUUAAAAUCAUGAAAAAAGUAAUGGUGUCAGCAUUUUAUUUAACAAGAUUAUAAAUUUGCUCAUAAAUAUUAGCAGUUAUCGGUUGGUCCCAACUAGACUAAUAAUCAUUCAUUACCAAA
Rhincodon typus (whale shark) is the source of this 3116-nucleotide messenger RNA. RefSeq names its product zinc finger protein 430-like. Gene Ontology annotation, cellular component: nucleus. The transcript has 11 exons. Bases 1 to 1008 code for a protein of 335 amino acids. The record is from RefSeq and is a predicted model, not a curated record. NCBI's taxonomy places the organism in Eukaryota, Metazoa, Chordata, Chondrichthyes, Orectolobiformes, Rhincodontidae.